Messenger RNA from Tetranychus urticae (two-spotted spider mite), 1050 nucleotides. Its product is annotated as transmembrane protein 50A. The record is from RefSeq and is a predicted model, not a curated record. Lineage: Eukaryota; Metazoa; Arthropoda; Arachnida; Trombidiformes; Tetranychidae.
AAGAGAGGAAGAAAAAAAAGAGCUUUCAUAAUGAGCCAUUAUUGUAGGAAUAGACAAGAAACCUUUACAGACAAGCUGAAUCAGAAAUGAUAUUUGUUUUGUUUACUAAAUAAAAAGAUAAAGAAAUGAAUAAAUGACUUAAAUAUUGUUGAUUCUUGAUUUCUUACUUUCUUUUUACGUUUAUAGAGUUAUAAGUAUCAAAGUAUUUGCAUAUUUUGUCAACUUUUUUCCAUAUCUUGCUCUGAGUUUCUUCUACAGCUUGAUAUCUUUGUUUACAUCCAAUUCAACAUUUGAAGGCCUAGUUUUUCACCUUUUAUUUUAGUGUGCUGAUAAUGGCUGGCUGCUUGGACAACUUUCAAAUAAAUACACCUGAAUGGUUGAAUCUUAGUGAAAAAAGGAAUGCUGUUGCAUCUAUAAUUGCCGGUGUUUUGUUUUUCACUGGUUGGUGGAUAAUCAUUGAUGUGAAUUCAUUAUUUGGCUCCGAAGAUUUCAGCCUUGGUUACCAUGUCUGUGGCAUAUUUGCCACCGUUUCUCUAUUCAUGAUCAAUGCCGUUUCCAAUGGUCAGGUUAGAGGAGAAUCUUAUAACACAGGAUUCCUCGGACAAAAAGCUGCUCGAACCUGGUUGUUCGUUGGAUUUGUUCUGGGAUUUAGUUCAAUAAUUGCAGCAACCUGGAUUUUAUUUGCCGCAUACGUAAUACCAAAUAAACAAGUAAUUUAUCCUGGAAUUGGCCUUUUCCUCCAAAACAUUCUAAUAUUCGCUGGAUCACUUGUCUUCAAAUUCGGUCGCUCUGAGGAUGAUAUGAACUAAUAUUGUAGCUAAAAUAUAGUGCUUAUCUGGACACUUGAACAUAAAGAAAUGAAUCCUAUCAUGUUUCAUUCACAAUAGCCAAAUCCGUGAAUAUACUGAGUACAUGAAAUUUUUGCUUGUAUUCUUUGGAUAAACUGAUACACGGGUCAAGCUUUAGUGUAAAAAAUCACUUGAUCUCUGAGCUUCGUAUUUUUUCUUGAAAUGAUUUUCUAUUCAAUAAAGAACUGAUUGUAUAUCUCAA